Paramecium primaurelia is the source of this 2526-nucleotide messenger RNA. Lineage: Eukaryota; Ciliophora; Oligohymenophorea; Peniculida; Parameciidae. The record is from the annotation of a GenBank genome assembly.
AAUUAUUAAAUAAAUUGAUUAAUUAAAAUAAUAAAACGUGUUUAUGAUGUUAAUAAUACUCUUGAUGAUCAUGCAGACUUUUACAUCUAAUAUUGAUGUUUAAAUUUCAUAUAUCGAUGCUUCUUUAAUAAACAUUCAUUGGUGUAGUGAUACAGUUUUGGCACUCACUUCAAAAGGAUCUGUAUAUAGAAGUGAUGAUCGUGGUCGUCAAUGGACCAAAAUGUCUGAAAUUUUCCAUCGUAAAGCAUUAAUUCAACUUGAGGAUUCUGAUGAUAGAGUUGGAAUAGUAAAUAAUUUAGUUGCAAGUCCUGUUGAUAAAUAACUCAUUCUUUUUACAGGCACAGAUUAAAUUGCAUGGAUAUCACUUGAUUGUGGUAAAACUAUAACAGCAGUUAAUGCAGGCAAGUAAUUACGUGAAUAUUAAUUUCAUCCAAUUGAAAAAGAUUGGAUACUUGCCUCUGCAUGGAAAUAAUGUGGCUCUGAUGAACUUCUUGCUGGUAAACCUUGUGUUUCUUACAAGGAACUUCUAUUAAGUUAAGAUACAGGAAUCACUUGGCAUUCCAUAGCUACUUAUGUUAAUUAAUUUACUUGGGGUGUCAAAAACAAAGACAUGGCUAAAUAUACUCCAAAAGAACGUAUUCUAGCAUCUUUUGAACCUCAAGGAAAAGGACAUUAAUCAAUAAGUAGUUGGAAUAUGGAUGCCAAUUUAUAUUAUAGUGAUGAUUUCUUUUAAACUCGUACUUUAAGUGUACCAGCAGGUUCAAGAUUUUUAUUGACUGAAUCCUUCCUUUUUGUAGCUAAAGUUACAUCAUAAUACACCUAAGAGGUUAGUUUGUAUGUGAGUGGUACUGAAUUAGGAUAAUAUAAAUAUGCAAUUAUUGAUGCUGAUUCAAAAUUAUUAGAACACUCUUAUAGUAUUUUAGAUACUUCAGAAAACUAAGUUUUUAUGAUUGUUAAUCAUUUAAAGCCAUCAUCUCCUUUGGGAGUAAUUUAUAUAAGUGAUUCAACUGGUACAAGGUAUUCAAGAUCCUUAGAGAAUGUGGCUAGAUUAGAAAAUAGUGCAGAAUUUUAUAGGGUUUAAGGAUUAGAAGGAAUAUAUUUAGCAAAUGUAUAUUCAGAAGAUUAAGCUAAAAUAUAUUCUCAUCAAGUGUAAGAAGCAAUGGAAGAAGGAUUCUAUGCUUAAUAAAAUGGGUUUAAAGAUGAAGAUUUGAAAAAAUACAAAUAAACAAGGAUUACAUUUGACAAAGGUGGUUAAUGGGUUCCAUUAAAAGUAUAAUUAUUAAAUUUAUAAUUAGCCACCUACAGUUGAUGCAGAUGGGAAACCAAUUAAUUGUAAUAAAUGUUAGUUACAUAUUCAUCUUAGUUAAUCAUUUUAUUAAUUUGCACCUAUUUAUACAUAAGCAAAUUCAAUAGGUAUAAUUAUAGCUACAGGAUCUAUUGGAAAAUAUUUAAGUUAUAGAUAAGAUCAAGUUAACACUUAUUUAAGUAGAGAUGGUGGUUUAACAUGGAUUGAAAUAAAAAAAGGUUCAUAUAUUUAUGAAAUGAGUAAUCAUGGAGGAUUGGUUGUUAUGUCUAAAGAUUAAGAGACUACUAAUUAAAUUGUUUUUUCUUGGAAUGGUGGAAUGGAAUGGACUCCCUUUAAUUUUUUAGAUUAGAAGGCAGAAAUCUAAAAUAUAAUUACUGAACCUUAAAAUAAAGGAACUAGAUUUAUAGCUUAUGGUUCUAUUUAAUUAGAAUCUAAUGGUAUUAAAACUGAAUAGGGAUUACUUGCCACUAUAGAUUUAGAUGAAUUACAUUAAAGGAAUUGUAUAGGUUAAGAUAAACCUGGAGAAAUUGGUAGUGAUUAUGAAUUAUGGACUCCAUCUGGUUUGGUGAAUCCAGAAUGUUUAUUUGGUAAAAAAGUAACAUACAUGAGAAAAAGAAGAGAAGCAGCUUGUUAUAAUCCUGAUGCAUUAGAGAAAAUCAUUAGUGUAACACCAUGUUAAUGUUCAUAAGAAGAUUAUGAAUGUGAUUUAGGUUUUGUGAUGAAUAAUUAAUUAUGUGUACCAAUAAAUGGUACUAUCAAUAUUGAUCCACCUGCUGAAUGCAAUGGUUAUUAUACUAUUUCUAGUGGAUAUAGAAAAAUAGCAGGAGAUAUUUGUGAGGGUGGAGUAGAACAUCCAUCAAUGAGAUUUAGUUGUCCAAAUAAUAAAGGUUGGAUAUUUGAUUGGUUAGUUAUUGGAGGUAUUAUAUUUGGAUUAUAUUGGGUUUAUAAUAAUUAAGAUAAGGUCAAAGAAUAUUUUACUAAAACUGAAAUGACUCAACUACCACAGUCUAAAUCAGAUGUAUAUUUAUAUAUUUUAUCAUUAGAAAUUAAUCAAGUAAUUAUAAUAAAAAUAAUCUAAACAAUAAUAAUAAUAAUAAUAAUAAUAUUAACCUAUCAACCUUGAAUAAAAUGACUCUUAAGAUUAAAAAUUUGAUGAAGAGUUGAUUGAAAAAGAGGAAAAUAAUUAAAUGGAAGAUGAUGGUUCUCAUGAAUUGAUUUGA